GUCCAGCAACGGGAACCUUGUUCUAUCAGUGUUAAGAGUUUAUAAGUCAGUUCCAGUGGUGCUGUCCAGUCAUCUUCAGCCUCAACAUAGUGUAUGCAGCAGCAUCAUAAUGCUCUUUGUCAAAUUCUACAGUCUGCUCACCUGUAAGUUUCCACCAUGUUUUUACAUGUGAAUUAUAAUAUUAAAUGAUACCUUUUGCAACAGAAAAAAGAGUAAAGAAUUAACUAAAUGUAUGUUUUAUUUAAUAGUAAAAUGUCUGCAUUUUGCUUUAAAGUACUUAUUGCAGCACCUGUUCUGCUUGUUUCUGGAGAGAAUUCAAUUGGCUGCUAUGGAGAUAUCCAACGCCUCCAAUGUGACACUGGUCUGAUACUGGUGAAGUCAUCUGUAUAUGGCCGUACGGAUAGCCACACCUGUAAUGUUAAUCGUCCAGCCUCUCAGGUCGCCAAUACCAACUGUGCCAUGAGGAUUUCCACAGUGGCAGAUAGAUGCAAUGGGCUGAGAGAGUGUGAGUUAAAGACAGAUUUACUUGGCAACUCAGACCCAUGCUAUGGAACUUACAAGUACUACAACACCACUUAUGACUGCAUCGAUGGCAGGCUUUCUGUGACCUGUGAGUUCUGCUCCAGCACACUGGACUGUGGAGAAGGUACUAUUCAGAUCAUAAAUGCAAACUAUGGACGUGCUAAUACUAGAACCUGUUCACAUGGAGUGCCCAGUAGUCUGACCCAGGACACCAACUGUUAUGCUCCACACACAUUCACUAAUGUAGCUGCACGGUGCAAUGGACAGAGGAGAUGUAUUGUACAAGCUUUAUUCACCCUCUUUACUGAUCCUUGCUAUGGGACUCUUAAAUACCUCACUGUGUCCUACACGUGCAUUCCACCUACUAGGGAAAUUGUGACCUGUGAAGAUAAUAAUGCUGAGCUGUCAUGUGGUGUUCAAAAUAUAAAGAUCAUCAGCGCUAACUAUGGCCGAACUGAUUCCACCACCUGUACUACAGAACAACCUGCUGGUCAUGUCUCCAAAGCAAAUUGCUACAUGUCUGACACACUAAAAAUAGUUAAAGCUAGAUGUGAAGGAAAGAGCAGCUGUGUGGUCCCUGCUACAAAUAAUGUUUUCUCUGACCCCUGCCCUUACACCUCUAAGUUCCUUAAAGUUGUGUACUCAUGCGUCUAAUUCUAUUCAGAGAAUAUCUCGAGGGAGUCCAGCUUUAUCCCCAAUCACCUCUUUUCAGUCUGAAAAGCAAUCACAUGCGGAUGAUGCAUUUCAGGAGUCUUGGUGCUGAUGUAUUUAACCUUUGCAAGUUAUAUAAUCAAAUGUUUUUUUAAUUUAUUUCUGAAACCUACUUGUUUGAUUUUACAUAUAAUUACAUCCUAAACUAAUCAACUGCAUUAAUCAUUGUGCAAUAAAGCAUCAGCUAAGUGCAAGC
Molecule: messenger RNA, 1429 nt
Organism: Clarias gariepinus (North African catfish)
Lineage: Eukaryota; Metazoa; Chordata; Actinopteri; Siluriformes; Clariidae
Product: rhamnose-binding lectin-like
Exons: 12
Coding region: 229-1176 (315 amino acids)
Molecular function (GO): carbohydrate binding
Source: RefSeq, a predicted model, not a curated record